Molecule: messenger RNA, 2644 nt
Organism: Triticum aestivum (bread wheat)
Lineage: Eukaryota; Viridiplantae; Streptophyta; Magnoliopsida; Poales; Poaceae
Product: transcription initiation factor TFIID subunit 5
Exons: 19
Coding region: 168-2138 (656 amino acids)
Biological process (GO): transcription initiation at RNA polymerase II promoter
Cellular component (GO): transcription factor TFIID complex
Molecular function (GO): protein binding; RNA polymerase II general transcription initiation factor activity
Source: RefSeq, a predicted model, not a curated record
GGCCUAGCCCAUCCGGCCUCGCUGCCCUGCUCUAAUCCCCUUCCGCCUUCGUCUUCCCCUCCGACCCGCUCGCCCACACCGUACCAGCGGAUCCGGCCCGCCCCUAAACCCUAGGGCGCCUCCCUCCCCGGCGCACGGCGGCCGGCCGGCGAGCGAGCCAGCGAGCGAUGGAGGACGAGGAGAUGGAGAGGAAGGUGCAGCAGUACCUGCACCGCAAGGGCUUCCGCCUCACCGAGCUCGCGCUGCAGGAGGAGCGCAACCGCCUCUCCACCACCUCCCUCUCCGACGUCUCGCUCUCCAGGCCGGAUAACGACCCAGCAAGAUACUAUGAUGGCUACAACAAGCUAAGAUCAUGGGCAUACAAUUCUCUGGACCAAUACAAGCAUGAAUUACUCCGUGUCCUUUAUCCAGCGUUUAUCCAUUGCUUCAUGGAUCUAGUGUCAGAGGGGCAUACACUAGAAGCUCGGGCAUUUUUCCUUAAAUUUCGGGAAGAUCAUGAACUGAUGCAUUCAAGGGAUCUCCAAAAGCUGGAAGGCACUCUUUCUCCUUUGCAUUUGGAGGAAAUGGAUCUGGCCCGAUCUUUAAGGGAAAAUAAAUUCAGAAUUAAAUUAUGUGAGUAUUCAUAUGAAUUACUUCUCCAGUAUCUCCAGAAAACACAAGCUCUUGUGAUGCUUGGAAUAAUCAAUGAAAGGAUAAUUUUUGAAGUGUCCGCUGGGCAGCCUUCAUUGAUCUCUGAUGAUGCGGAUGUUGUUGCUCUGGUUGGAACCAGCAAGGACUUGGCAAAACAGAUAAAUCAGAAGGAAGUGCAUUGGGGGUUGCUGGAAGAUUCAGUUGAGGAGCGUAUGGAGAAAGCACUCUCAGAUUCUGAUAGAGCUGAAGCAGAAAGCAAGGAUGCAGAUGCAGAAGAUAAUAACAAGAAAAAAUCCUCAGAAGGUGGAAAGCAGGGUGGUCCUCUGAACAAAAAGCUCAAAAAGGAUAAGCUUGUAGGUGCAACAGGGAAAAAUACCAAAUCCGAAACAAGCAUGAUUUCUGCGGCACCUCGUGUGAAACCGGAGCUAACCCUUCCAGCGACGCCUGUUGAAGUUGAACAAUCAAUUCUUGAGGACCUGCGAAACCGUGCACAAUUGAAUAACUUGGCAUUGCCAUCUGUUAGCUUCUACACAUUCCUUAAUACACAUAACGGAUUAAACUGCUCAUCGAUCUCAAACGAUGGAUCUAUGGUUGUUGGUGGGUUCUCAGACUCGUCAGUAAAGGUUUGGGAUAUGGCAAAGAUUGGUCAACCAGCAAAAACAUCUAAUUCACAAGGAGAGAAUGGAUCUUCACAGGACGAGCGCUUGUCAUCAACAUCUGAGGGGAAAAGACCGUAUACAUUAUUCCAAGGUCAUUCUGGACCAGUUUAUUCCGCUGCCUUUAGUCCAUUUGGAGAUUUUCUCCUGUCAUCAUCUUCAGAUUCAACAAUUCGGCUGUGGAGUACCAAGCUGAAUGCCAAUCUUGUUUGUUACAAAGGACACAAUUACCCAGUUUGGGAUGUCCAAUUUAGUCCAGUCGGCCAUUAUUUUGCCAGUGCCUCGCAUGACAGGACUGCUCGAAUCUGGUCAAUGGAUAAAAUCCAACCUUUGCGGAUAAUGGCUGGGCAUCUUGCUGAUGUUGAUUGUGUGCAGUGGCAUGUAAACUGUAACUACAUUGCCACCGGCUCUAGUGACAAAACUGUAAGGCUAUGGGAUGUUCAAACUGGUGAAUGUAUACGAAUGUUCAUUGGUCAUAGGAGUAUGGUCUUAUCACUGGCAAUGUCUCCUGAUGGGCGAUACAUGGCCUCCGGAGACGAAGAUGGGACCAUCAUGAUGUGGGAUCUCUCUACUGGUCGCUGCGUUUCACCACUAGCGGGACACAACUCUUGUGUGUGGUCACUUGCUUUCAGCUGCGAGGGAGCAUUGCUUGCAUCUGGAUCGGCUGAUUGCACUGUUAAACUCUGGGAUGUUGCGUCCAGCACAAAGGCCCUGAAGAUGGAUGACACCAAGGCUGGUUCUACGAACCGACUGAGGCUGCUGAAAGCUCUCCCUACAAAAUCGACUCCUGUUUAUAACUUGCGGUUUUCUCGGAGGAAUCUUUUGUUUGCAUCUGGCGCUCUCUCGCUAUAGGCUCCUAAGCUUGCCAUAUGCUCUCUAGAAUACAAUUUAUAUCCCUUAGUUUUGACUGUAAGUAGCAAAGUAGAUGUUUAAUUGGCUGACUCUUGUUGUGGAGCUUAUUACAUUGUCCUUGCUGAUCUCAGUCAACUCUAUGAUCGACUAGGUAGGGUUUUUAAACUGUAGCCUGUGAGCAUUGCGACUCAUUGAAACGUGUGUAUUGCUGUUGUAACAUUAGCUAAUUUUAAAUUAUGUAAAAGGUAGUAGUCACAAAUAGGGAACAUGAACACUUGGUUGAUGCAAGAAGUCAAUGGUCCAGAAGCUUCUAGGAUCCACUUGAGGGUUGUUUUCACAAUAUCUUGGUGUAGGGUCUGAAGGAGCUGCCGUUUUAUAUAGUUAUGCGACUUGCAAGAGAAAAAAAAGCACGACCUGUGUCUUGAGUUGAGUGGCAAGCAAAGGCCAUAUCUAUCUCUUAGCUAUUGCUGAUGUUGAGUUAAUUGUGACUGCCCUCAUUGGUCCAA